AUGUAUUCUGGCUCCGCCAGAGGCACGCUGUCUGCUUUGGACAGGAUCUUCGCGUCUCUGCCAGGCUGGGCGCUUGACCAGCUCCACGCCACGGCCCAGGCCUCCGGGGCUGCCCCGGCCAAGAAGAGGCUGGUUUGGCUCGAGGGCAGAGGCCACAACGAGGUGGGUCUGAGCCGCGAGUACUGGCAGCGGCUCGCGGGCUUCCUCGACAGCGUCGGCGGCUGCUGA
Messenger RNA from Prorocentrum cordatum, 228 nucleotides. NCBI's taxonomy places the organism in Eukaryota, Dinophyceae, Prorocentrales, Prorocentraceae. The record is from the annotation of a GenBank genome assembly.